Molecule: messenger RNA, 963 nt
Organism: Mycena indigotica
Lineage: Eukaryota; Fungi; Basidiomycota; Agaricomycetes; Agaricales; Mycenaceae
Product: Ribokinase
Exons: 6
Coding region: 1-963 (320 amino acids)
Biological process (GO): D-ribose metabolic process
Molecular function (GO): ribokinase activity
Source: RefSeq, a predicted model, not a curated record
AUGCCGCCUCCAAGGUGUUUAGUGCGAGGGUCCAUAAACGUCGACGAGUUCUUCCAAGUACAGGAAUUCGUCCAGCCUGGACAAACGAUUUCUUCGAAUGACCUCGUGAAGCGAUUAGGCGGGAAGGGCGCAAAUCAAUCUGUCGCGAUUGCGCGCGCUGGUGGCCUCGUUGAUUUCGUAGGGGCUGUCGGCUCCGAUGGAUUGUGGGUGAAGGACGAAUUGAAGGUGGCGGGAGUCAAUGUGGAAGGGAUGCUGCUGGUCAAGGAAAACACUGGGCGAGCAAUAAUCCAAGUGAAUGCAGCCGGAGAAAAUAGUAUCAUCCUAUUUAAAGGCGCCAACUACACAUCUAUCUCGCCUCAAAAAAUUCAUUCAGACACCACCCACAUGGUAUUCCAAAAUGAAGUGCCUCUUCAGUCGACAAUCGAGUUCCUUACUUCAGCUGCAUCCUCCAACAUCGCCACCGUCUUCAACCCGUCCCCAAUGCCCACUCGCAACGAGCUCCAGUCAUUUCCUUGGAACCAAUUAACAUGGCUGAUCGUCAAUGAGGGCGAAGUAUCAGAGCUUUGUACGAUGCUCGAUUUAGCGGUUCCCCAGCAGUCCACCUCUCCAAACAAAGCUGCGCAGUCACUGGUACUCACUCUCUCCAUACGUAUACCCAGCACAAACAUUGUCUGUACCCUCGGUGCAGAUGGGGUCAUCGCAAAGUUUUGCUUGUUUCCAGAAACGGUCCAUGUUCCAGCAGCUCAACUCAGCGGACCGCCACUCGAUACAACUGGGGCUGGCGAUUGCUUCACGGGUUAUUUGGUUGCGGGACUGAUGAAAUUGGGGUCGACGGCUACUAUUUCGGAGUACCUGCAAGUCCUUCAAAGAGCAACCAAGGCAGCAGGGAUGUGUGUGGAGAAAGCAGGAGCUGCAUCGAGCAUACCACUGGGUAUAGAUGUCGAUGUGCGAAUGAAUGAAUGA